AUGGACAGCAGCCACGAAGAACAGUGGAUGACCUUGCCGCUGUCAGAUCGAGCCGCAUCUCCAGACAUUGAGCCGAGCGUUCCUACAUGGUAUGAGCCUGAGCCAAUCCUCGAGCCGUCACUACAGUGGUUUAUGGACCUCUCAAGAUACCUUUUCAGCCUUGAGGAUCCCACAACACCGUCGAUACCAUGGAUUAUGGACUCUGCGGGUCUCAAAAGUCCUCCAGAGCCGUGCAUGUCGCCUCUUUUCGAGACAUCCAUCCUCGAAGACCUCUCAAAUCCUCCCACGCCCUCAUCCUCACGCACACGUGAGGCGCCAACGGGGCCACGCUUUGGUGACGAACCAAACCUUUCUCGCCGCAGGAGUAGCAGUCCAUAUGGAGUCUCCCUUCCGGAGCUUCUUGCCGAUUACACGACCUCUUCUGAUUCCAUAUUUCUCUCUCGCGCUAAGUGCCCCUUCAAGGAUGCAAAUCAACAGCGCGUUUUGCGACCCCUCGAGACUUUACGACACUAUCGGCAGCACUUCAAACGAUUUUUCUACCACUACGGGAAUUGUUCCCAGUCAACUCUAGAUCCACACAACCCCAACAAGCGUGGCUUUGCGACCUGCAAAGAUUGA
This is a messenger RNA of Aspergillus alliaceus, 618 nucleotides long. RefSeq lists its product as uncharacterized. The transcript is spliced from 2 exons. The coding region runs from base 1 to 618 and encodes 205 amino acids. The record is from RefSeq and is a predicted model, not a curated record. NCBI's taxonomy places the organism in Eukaryota, Fungi, Ascomycota, Eurotiomycetes, Eurotiales, Aspergillaceae.